Theileria parva strain Muguga is the source of this 862-nucleotide messenger RNA. RefSeq lists its product as uncharacterized. The transcript has 3 exons. The coding region runs from base 41 to 862 and encodes 273 amino acids. The record is from RefSeq and is a predicted model, not a curated record. Lineage: Eukaryota; Apicomplexa; Aconoidasida; Piroplasmida; Theileriidae.
AGUGAAUUUACUUCACCAAAUUUUGUAAAAUAUAUCCAAAAUGAUAAUGAAUGACACAAUGAUAAGGGGUUUGAGGAGGAAAAAAUCCAACAAGAUUAAAUCCUUCUUUAAGGGGAUGAGUUGUACCAAGAACGAUAAAAUGGUGUCGAGAAAUUUCGACAUUGACUAUGAUGAAGAAUUCACGAGUUACAGACCAAAUAAUGAUUUAAAAAAUAAAAUUGUAAAAGUUUCUUCAAAAUCUACUCAAACUGAAAAUAAAAAUCAAAAAAAUGAAAUUACACAAACUGCAUUGGAUUCCAAUGUUAGGCUUUCAGAAUACGAUAUAGAAUAUUUUAAAAACUUAGUUGAUAAUAAUUUGAAAAUACAUCAAAGGGAUAUUUUAAUUGAGAAUAGGAGAUUAGCUAUUACUCGCGUUGUUGGUAUCAUUCUUCUUAAAAUUAACUCCAAUUUCAAUCAUUUCAUUGCAAAAUCUGAACUUAAACAUUUGAAUCAAAAAUUGUACAAUAAUUUUGUCAGAACUUUAACUAGAAUUGUGUAUUAUAACAUUUCUACCAACUUAAGAUUCUAUUUAAAUUUGUUAUUGUUAAACAAUAACAUUGUUGAUUCAACUAAUUACAGUUAUUACAAUAAAAACAAGUCACACAUUUCAAACUCGAUAAAUAAGUUUCCAACAUUUUCUUGCCCUUUAAAUUACUAUUCGUUUUGUUGUAUGUUCCUAUGCAAGACAUUAAAAAACUUGAUAUUCUGUACAAAGUUAAGAUAUUUUAAUGAAAUUUACAGAAACUGUAUAAAGAAAGGUACAACUUGUGUCAUUUUUAGACCUCGAGAUGACACAAUAGCUCCUCUGGAUUUCUUUUUAUAA